ACUACGAAGCAAAGCCAGAGAGAAACCCCCAUUCCCCUCCCAAGCCCCAACCAACCUUUUCUCCCCCAAAACGAUGGCCGAGGUACAGCCGUCGCCGUCGUCGCCGUCGCCGCCGCCGCGCGCAGCCGGCGGCGAUCCCGAGGAUCCGCCCCUGCCGCCGCCGAUGCCUCCGCAGCCGCAGCCGCAGCCGCAGCCGCGCGAGGGGGGCGGCGGCCGGUCGGAGGACGAGGAGGAUCCCCCCUCCCCGCCGCUGCCUCAGUCCACCACCGUCCCCAUCUCCAACGCCGCCCAGUACAUCCCGCGCGUCGCGGACCACACGACCAGCGCCGGGGGCGACGGCCGGUCCUGGUACUCUUGGAACGGCCGCACCAAGGACCGCCGCCGCCAGACGCCCCCUCCUCCCCAGAGGCAGUACCCGCAGUCGCAGCCGUAUCCGCAACCGCGGCCGCAGCCGCAGCAGUGGGUCACGCCGGAGCCGAAGCCGCGGCCGCAGCUGCCGCACGUGGCGGACUCGCCGCCUGUGCCCGCGCGGGCCGCGCCAUCGACGGUGCCGGCGCCGGGCCCGACCAGGUCCGUCGAACGGGACCGCCGGCCCGUGCCCGACAUCAUGUACAGGAAACGCCGCACGGCGACGCUGCAGCGCACGGCGCUGUUCGCGCGGCUCGUGGCCGCGGCGCUCUGCCUGGCGGCGCUCGCGGUGCUCGCCGCCGAUACCCGCAAGGGCUGGGCCCUCGACUCCUACAGCAACUACACCCAGUUACGGUACUCGGAGGCUGUCAAUGUGAUCGGAUUCGUGUACUCGGUGUUCCAGUUCUUUGCACUAGCGCUGCACUUGACGAGGAAGAGACAUUUGAUUCCCCGGCCCAAGGGCGAUUAUUUCGACUUCACCAUGGAUCAGGUCCUGGCAUACCUCUUGAUAUCAUCAUCGUCAUCAGCAACCGCGCGAGUAAGCGAUUGGAUCGACAACUGGGGGAGCGAUACUUUUCCGAAUAUGGCGAACAGCUCCAUCAUCAUAUCUUUCCUGGCAUUCGUGGUUUUUGCCAUCAACUCCCUCAUCUCCGCAUACAAUCUGUUCCGCCGAGAUCUUUAGCUGCAUCUAACAAUUAUUAACAGUUACAUGUUGUCGAUUUUUCAUUUCUGGACGAAGAUUCCAGUGCAGACUAUGUUGUGUUGUAAAUGUGUAUGAUCGAAUGACUGCAAGUGUUGAGUUCUAAACUUCCAGUAAUGAUAUCCAUGCGUCCAUA
Molecule: messenger RNA, 1244 nt
Organism: Aegilops tauschii subsp. strangulata
Lineage: Eukaryota; Viridiplantae; Streptophyta; Magnoliopsida; Poales; Poaceae
Product: CASP-like protein 4A2
Source: RefSeq, a predicted model, not a curated record